GUUAUAGAAAAAUAGAAAAAUAAGAAGCAAAAAAGUGGUUCGAAAAAAUCUCAUGCAUAUACAAUGAAGUUGAAGCAUUAGGAUUCAUGCAAAAUUUUAUGCUCAGCCGCUAUAAAUAUAUCUUCAAGAAAACAAUGUAAACAAUAGAUUGAAUAACAAAAAACAAAACAAAAAAAAAAGAAGAAGAUGGGGAAACAAUUAUGGGCAUUAAUACAUGUAACAGUGGUGAUAUUAAUCAUAGUAGAAGUGGAAUCAAGCCUUCACAGAGUAGGCGGUGGAAGAUACAGUUGGAACUCCGACGUUAACUACUCUGAUUGGGCCAACCACCAACGUUUCUACUCCGGCGAUUGGCUUUAUUUCGGGUUCAAUAGAACGCGUCAUAGCAUUCUCCAAGUAAACAAGAGUAGCUACGAGCAAUGCGUCGACACAGAUUUCAUAUUCAAUAUUACCCGUGGAGGAAGAGAUGUCUUUCAACUCCUAGAACCAAAGCCAUACUACUUCAUUUGUGGUAGAGGUUAUUGCAUUAAAGGUAUGAAACUUGCCAUCAACGUCCUCCCUCAACCACCACCAUCAGCUCCUCUCACUCCCACCUCAACGGCCUUUACUCUCAUACCUUUACACGCUUUCACCGCAGCCAUUCUCACUUUCGUCUUUAAAGCUUUAAUACUUUGACUAUGCAUAUGUCGUUUCUUUCUUGAGUUUGAUUUAAUGUGUAUGAACAACUGAAACAAAAGUGUCACUUUCUCAAACUUAAAAAUUUUCACUUCAAUAAGCAGCAACGUUAUGUA
This is a messenger RNA of Camelina sativa (false flax), 788 nucleotides long. Its product is annotated as early nodulin-like protein 20. The record is from RefSeq and is a predicted model, not a curated record. NCBI's taxonomy places the organism in Eukaryota, Viridiplantae, Streptophyta, Magnoliopsida, Brassicales, Brassicaceae. Gene Ontology annotation, molecular function: electron transfer activity. Gene Ontology annotation, cellular component: plasma membrane.